UUUUCCUCUCAUCUUCGUCGUCCUCGUGCUUCUCUCUGUGAACAAGCCAAGACAAGACAACCAACCAUGGGUCGCAUGCACGCACCUGGCAAGGGUAUCUCCCGCUCUUCCCGCCCCUUUGUCCGCACAGCCCCUUCCUGGCUGAAGAACCUGUACUCUGCUGACGAUGUCAAGGAGAGCAUUGUGAAGCUUGCGCGCAAGGGUCACACCCCCUCCAAGAUUGGUGUGAUUCUUCGUGAUAGCCGCGGCAUCUCGUCCACCAAGGCCAUCACGGGCACCAAGGUGCUCCGCAUCCUCAAGGCCGCCGGCCUUGCCCCCGAGAUCCCGGAGGACCUGUACUGCCUCAUCAAGAAGGCCGUCGCCAUGCGCAAGCACCUGCAGGAGAACCGCAACGACAAGGACUGCAAGUUCCGCCUCAUUCUCGUUGAGAGCCGUAUCCACCGCCUCAGCCGCUACUACCGCACCAAGGGCGUCGUUGCCCCCAACUUCAAGUACGAGAGCGCCACCGCCAGCGCCCUCGUCGCGUAAACGCACCCAUCUCCCUUUGCCGCGUGGACAGCAUGAUGUGCGCGCAGGCGGGGGCACUGGCAUUUUGUAGGGGGACGCAAGGUUGUUGUGGUGGUGACACAUAAUCAUGUCACGUGGUCCCUGUCACCCCUGUCUUUGCACCCCCUCCCUCUACAUUUUGUCUUUGUGCUCUCGCUCUUGUGUCAUUUCAUCAUCAUCUGCUGCUGCUCUGUGUGUUGUUGUUGAUUUUGGUUGGCUGGCUGGCUGGCUGUGUUGAACGAGCCACGACGUUGGGUUGUUCGUGUGUCUGCCUUGCUUGUUUUAUUACAUGGCAUGGGCGGGCGCCGCAGUUGAGGUCAUCAAUUAAAUAAAACACACACACACACACGCAGUGCAUGAAUGGC
This is a messenger RNA of Salpingoeca rosetta, 911 nucleotides long. Its product is annotated as 40S ribosomal protein S13. Gene Ontology annotation, cellular component: ribosome; nucleolus; cytosolic small ribosomal subunit. Lineage: Eukaryota; Choanoflagellata; Craspedida; Salpingoecidae. The record is from RefSeq and is a predicted model, not a curated record. Bases 67 to 528 code for a protein of 153 amino acids. Gene Ontology annotation, molecular function: structural constituent of ribosome; small ribosomal subunit rRNA binding. The transcript is spliced from 3 exons. Gene Ontology annotation, biological process: translation.